CAAAAUGCAGGACGAUGGCAUCCUGCAUGCGAUGGCGGCGAAUGAGGCGUAUGUCAAGGCGCUUCGGAGGAUGAUACAGUCUUUGGAAGAGGCUGAGGAUCGUUUGCUAGGCCGCAUGCACUUCUUGAGGAGAAAGAGAUAUCGUAGCCAGAUCAAACUCGAUGCAGAUCGUGCGUCCCAGUUGAAGCUAAAGUUGUGCCCUAGCGGCAACAUCUCGUCUGCUGCAUGCGACGACUUAUCUCCCAGGACGAAACAUGUCCGCACCACCGUCGAUUUCAAGCGCGGGUACUUUCAGACUCCCUGCGUCACCCAAGUCGGCGGAAAGUUGGUCGACGGAGUGGCUACGCCAGGCGCCAACGAGCACGUACGCGCAGUGCGUCAGCUUCGCGGUCUCCUGCUUCCCCUCCAGCCAUCCCAAUCAAUCGCAUCGACGUGGACUUCAAACGAGCAAUCAUUUCUCACCAGCGCCUUUGUCGCAUGGCCCCAUCAUCACCGCGAACCUACAAACGACGAAUGGGAGUCCAUGUGCAACACCGUCGUGUCGUGUGUUGAAACGAAGAAGCGGCGGUGGGUGCGCUUGAAGUGCGCGCGCCAUCCGUGGUCCCCCGCCGAGGACGAUCAACUGCGCAUUCUCGCGGAGACGCGGUCGUUGGGCUGGCGCGGCAUCGCGUCCAUCGUCUCGACGCCAUCCAUCGCUCGGUUUCCUGCGGAAUGUCUGAUUCGGUACCAACGGGACUGCAAUGCAGGUGGCACGUGGGACUUUCGGCGGUGGAAUGCCGAUACCCAUCAAGCGCUGCGGCAACUCGUGCAGGAACUGGGCGAGAACUGGCCCGCUAUCGCCGAACGGACUGCCCACCGCACAGCCACCGAGUUGAAGCGAAAGUGGCACGAAUUGCAGACGAUCGAAGCAUGCUCUGCUGCCAGUGGCGACGGAAUGUCAUGUAGCAAAACAGACCGAUUGCUAGUGCUAGCUGCGUACUGCUAUUCGCGUCGAUGGAGCGACGUGCAAUGGACCAGCGCCAUGCGGCACAUUCCGCACCCUCCACAUCGCAUGCACCAAUACAUCCAAACAUUUGACAAGGCUUUGAGUCCCAUCUGUAUUCCCGCCAACACACCACACUCGUAGACUCGUCCUGAAGGUUAAACAUGAAAAUGUCGGGAUUAAUUGCAUCCUUUGAACUGGUA
Aphanomyces astaci is the source of this 1185-nucleotide messenger RNA. RefSeq lists its product as hypothetical. Lineage: Eukaryota; Oomycota; Saprolegniomycetes; Saprolegniales; Verrucalvaceae. The transcript has a single exon. The record is from RefSeq and is a predicted model, not a curated record. The coding region runs from base 5 to 1126 and encodes 373 amino acids.